AGUGUCAGCCAACAAUAAAGUGUAAUCCGAAGUACAGUUUCGUAUCACUACCUAAAUAGGACUCGCACCCACGGAAAUGGAUCUAGUAAAACUGUUCAGUGUGCUGCUUAUCUGUGCCUCUUUGAUCUUCGUCUGUGAAGCGCAGCUCACAUUCACGCCAUCCUGGGGAAAGCGAUCAUCAGCUCAAAUGGCGUUGAAUAUGCCGAAUGCGUUCGGAGGCCAGGAUGGUUGCAAAACACCCGUUGAUUCACUGAUGGUUAUCUAUCGGAUGAUACAGAGCGAAGCCCAAAAAAUCCUGGAUUGUAACCAGAAGUGAACGAAGCUCGUACGGCUGUCAUCAACGCUCAACAAGAAACCGAAAUUAGUCCCAACCAGCGGAGAAUGCUUUUAUUUUUGCUCUACUUGCUAAGUUUCAAAAGUGUAUGUACCUAUACAAAUACCUAUAUAUCACAUCCGUUUCGUUCCCUGUGAGAUGCAAAUCACUCGAGAGGUACACGCAAAUACAUACAUAUACAUGCUAGCGUAGAUCACAGAAAAUGGCAUAAGUGAAAA
Messenger RNA from Malaya genurostris, 552 nucleotides. Its product is annotated as hypertrehalosaemic prohormone. Gene Ontology annotation, molecular function: hormone activity. The transcript has 3 exons. The record is from RefSeq and is a predicted model, not a curated record. Lineage: Eukaryota; Metazoa; Arthropoda; Insecta; Diptera; Culicidae. Gene Ontology annotation, cellular component: extracellular region. The coding region runs from base 77 to 316 and encodes 79 amino acids.